CCGUUCGCUCAGCUCGUGCUCCCCUCUGAUUGUACUCUCAAGGCGGUCUCGGGCUUCAUCCGUCGUAACCCACAAUGGCAGACAAAUCCCCAUAUUCCCUCGAGUACCCCACCAUCGACCCUCACCACUUCGACCUCAUCGUGUACGGCAGCGGUCUCCCUGAAUCCGUCAUCGCCGCCGCCGCUUCUGCCGCCGGGAAACUCGUCCUCCACCUCGAUCCCAACUCCUUUUACGGUUCCCACUUCGCCUCUCUCCCCCUUCCCUCCUUCUCCUCCUUCCUCCAAUUCACACCUCCCCUCCCUUCUGAACCUUCAGCCGAUGGAUUCGUUUCCUCUUCCCCUUACCACUUCGUCGACUUGGAAAGUCGUUGCGUGUACUCGGAGGUCGAGAUCGCCGACUUGCCGAUGCCGGAGCCUUCGAAAAGCUUCAUUGUGGAUUUACCCGGGCCUAGGGUUUUCUACUGCGCGGACAGGGCGGUUGAUCUGAUGUUGCGGUCGGGUGCCAGCCAUCAUGUUGAGUUUAAGAGCGUGGAAGGGAGUUUGAUAUAUUGGGACGGGCAACUAUGCUCUGUGCCGGACUCGAGGCAGGCCAUCUUCCGUGAUCAGAACCUUUCCCGAGCGGAGAAGAGCCAGAUGAUGAGGUUUUUAAAGCUGGUGCAGGGCCACAUCGAAUCGGAGUCUGAGGAAGCUUUUGCGAUAUCACCGGAAGACUUGGAGAUACCAUUUGCAGAUUUCCUCGACAAGCAGAAGCUUCCCCCCAAGAUAAGAACGAUUAUAUUGUAUUCCAUUGCAUUGGCUACUUUUGACCAAGAUGAUGGAGGUGAUUAUAGACAUAUAGUCAAGACCAAGGAAGGAAUAGAGAGGAUUGCUCUUUAUAUUUCAUCACUUGGGAGGUUAACCAAUUCGGUUGGGGCAUUUAUCUAUCCCAUUUAUGGCCAUGGGGAAAUUCCUCAAGCAUUUUGUCGAUGUGCUGCUGUCAAAGGGACUCUGUAUGUGUUGCGUAUGCCCGUGAAAUCUCUUCUUUUUGAAAAGGUAAGCAAUCAAUAUAAAGGUGUUAGAUUAGCUUCUGGUCAGGAGAUUUUUAGUCAUCAAUUUGUUAUGGAUCCAUCGUUUACAGUUUCAUCGUCAUUCUUACCCUUAAUCGAUCAUAAAGUUUUGGAUGGGUCAAACCUAGCUAGCAAGGUUGCUAAAGGAUUAAUCAUAACAAGUAGCGCCAUUCAGCAUGAUUCUUCUAACAUUCUCGUUAUCUUCCCCCCUAGAUCUUUGUUCUCUCAGCAGUCAACAACCGUGCGAGUUCUUCAAUUAUGCAGCAAUGUGGCAAUAUGCCCUUCUGGAAUGUUUUUGGUUUAUCUUUCAACUCCCUGUGAUGAUGCUAGUCUUGGAAAAGAAUGUAUACAUGCUGCCAUCAAAACACUUUUCACUGUUCCUGACUCGAAUGGUUUUGACGGAAUAGCUGUAAAUAAUGAAAAUGUUGGAGCAUCCAAGCCAGCUGUAUUAUGGAGCGCCAUAUAUAUUCAAGAGUUAACACAGGCCUCAUCUGGUGCUUUAUAUUCAAGCCCUAUGCCCGAUGAAAAUCUUGAUUACAGGAAUACGUUGGAAUCAACAAUAAAGGUUUACAAUGACCUUGCUGCAAUUUCAAUGAGUAUGUCACAGAAUUCUUUGGCUUGUGAUUUGAAAUGACACCACCUCAAUGCUCCCUCUUUUAGUGGUGAGAAGGAGAGUGCUCCUACGACAGUCAUGAGAGGUGAGAAUGCUAACAAACCGAGGCCCUUGUGAAGGCUUGAAGAGGUUAUCAUGAAUUUUGCUCCUUUUUUUGCUCAUUAGUGAUGGCCUUGAUGGUCUCCCCAACGUAGAGGUGGCACUAGAGUCUACUGAAGGGGUUGAGUUGUCAAAUGUAGUAAGGAAUAUACCAAUUCAAAUAGUGGCUAGUGGAGGUCAUCUUUGGUGGUUCAACAAGACAUGCUGUUGGCAGCGGGAUGCGACUUCCUGAGUCAACCUUCUCUCUUAAAGGCCAAGGUGGAGUUGUGGCAGAGAGAGGUGCUUGAGAGGGUAAGCGUUCUAAAGAGUUAGACAAGUCUUGAGGACAAGGCCAUUUAUUUUCAGUCGGAGGGCUUUAGAGGCUCUGAGGUCUAAUCAAAUUCUGG
This is a messenger RNA of Phalaenopsis equestris, 2143 nucleotides long. Its product is annotated as rab escort protein 1. Gene Ontology annotation, molecular function: GDP-dissociation inhibitor activity. The coding region runs from base 75 to 1679 and encodes 534 amino acids. Gene Ontology annotation, biological process: vesicle-mediated transport; protein geranylgeranylation; small GTPase-mediated signal transduction. The record is from RefSeq and is a predicted model, not a curated record. Gene Ontology annotation, cellular component: Rab-protein geranylgeranyltransferase complex; cytosol; cytoplasm. The transcript has 9 exons. NCBI's taxonomy places the organism in Eukaryota, Viridiplantae, Streptophyta, Magnoliopsida, Asparagales, Orchidaceae.